AUGCCGUUCCUCAAGAAUGGGUCUGAGACCCCUUCCGAAUCCGAGGAAAACUUGAAUGCAUUUGAAAAGCUCGUGCAUGACCUCAGUGCGGCUCUAGGUCCGAGCUCCGGUCUUGACUCGGAUGAUGUCGAUCCCAAGAAUAUCGAACUGCUCAUGGAGAAAUACGUUUCCAACUCAGAUGAGUGGAAAGAUUGUGCUCUAGGAGAUGGCAGCAGAUCUUACACGCGAAACUUGAUCGAUGAGGGAAAUGGCAAGAGCAAUUUACUGAUUCUUGUUUGGAGCCCAGGAAAGGGAAGUGCAAUUCACGACCACGCCAAUGCACACUGUGUCAUGAAGAUUCUCAGAGGAAACCUACAGGAGACACUUUACUCCUGGCCUGAUCAAGAGAAGAUAAAGCAUGGAGAGACAUCUGCGCCAAUUAUUACUCGACAAACCGUUUAUGGAGAAAACGAUGUCACCUAUAUGUCUGACAAGCUUGGUCUUCAUAGAAUGUCAAACCCGGACCCGGUUAGCUUCGCUGUUUCGCUUCAUCUUUACACACCACCCAACGCGGCUAAAGAGGGCUUUUGCAUCUACGACGACAAAACCGGCAAAGCAAGUCACAUCAAGAAGACUCACUACUAUUCUGUUCGUGGUAAACGCCUUGACUACAGACAGCUGUAG
This is a messenger RNA of Penicillium odoratum, 663 nucleotides long. RefSeq names its product putative cysteine dioxygenase Cdo1. The record is from RefSeq and is a predicted model, not a curated record. The transcript has 5 exons. Gene Ontology annotation, biological process: L-cysteine catabolic process. Lineage: Eukaryota; Fungi; Ascomycota; Eurotiomycetes; Eurotiales; Aspergillaceae. Gene Ontology annotation, molecular function: cysteine dioxygenase activity; ferrous iron binding. Bases 1 to 663 code for a protein of 220 amino acids.